This is a messenger RNA of Condylostylus longicornis, 4883 nucleotides long. RefSeq lists its product as uncharacterized. Lineage: Eukaryota; Metazoa; Arthropoda; Insecta; Diptera; Dolichopodidae. The transcript is spliced from 5 exons. The record is from RefSeq and is a predicted model, not a curated record. The coding region runs from base 1 to 3330 and encodes 1109 amino acids.
AUGGCGGAGAAUGAUAUCUGCCGUCUAUGCCUGGAAGACGACAAAACUGUGGACCACUUAUUAUGUCAAUGCGAUGCGGUGACUCGCCGCGAUUUCGGAAGGGGCUUUGUGACCAAAACAGAGAUCUCGCAGCUUGAGGUGGCUGCUAUACUACAAUUUCUCAUUUUAACUGGGUUAUGUAUAAUUACGUUAGCAAGAAGAAGAAAUCGCUACAGUUUUUUGAUAAAAUUAGCUGGAGUUUGUGGUCUUGCAUCAUCACUUGUAUGUGCAUUGGUUACGGUUACAACUACAGUAUUACAUAUGAGUCGGCUUCAAGCAUUAAGUGAAUGCGAAUAUUCAACAAAGGCAAAAACCUGCACAUGUUAUUCAGCACCACCAGAGCGUCCACAUGAAUCGGAUAGAGAAUCAGUUACAUUUGUAUUCGAUUCAACAUCUGAUUGUGGUUUAGUACAUGGUGCACUUUAUUCAUGUCUAAGAGCUAUUUUUGGUCUUUCAGUUGCUGGUGUACUUGUGGCGGUUUUCAGUUGUAUGCUGGUCUAUCAACUUUUAACUCACGAACGAAAGAAAAUGUAUUGGGAACAAUUGGAAUUACGAUGUCGUUCAUUAUAUGAAAGUCAACAUUUACCAACAACAAUACCAACAUUAAAUGGCCCAUCAAUAAUUGGUGGGCCACCAAUAACAACAAUUGGCACUUGUCGUUGUUGUGAACAAUGUCAUGCACAUCGACAAUCAUCUAACAUAACUGGUACAAACACAACAUCAGCUGUAUGGGAUAAUGCAAAUAGAUUUUGGGCAGCUGCAACAUUUACAAGUACAAAUGGUCAAUUAUUACCAACAGCCACGGGAAAUUUUUAUUCACCAAAUCCUGGUAGUGAUGAAUUAAAUAUUAAUGGGGGCGGUGGUGGUGGCUCUGGGGGAAAUUGUAAUAUGAAUAGUGGUAUUUGUAGUGGAAAUUUCGGUAAUAACAGUAAUUUAAAUAAUAAUACGGGUAAUCGUAAUAAUACUUCAUCAUCAAUAACUGAUAAUAAUUCUAACGGCAAUCAAACAAAUCGUUCAAAUGGUUGGAGUUGGCCAAAAAUGCCAUGGAAAAAAAAUCAUUCGAAUAAUAAUGGCACUAAUAGCAAUAACAAUCAAUUAAAUCAAACAAAUUCUGAUCAUAAUUCAAGAUCAUUACAUCAAUCACCAUCAAGUCCAGAUUCACAAUACGGCUUUACGCAAAAUCCGAACACAGGCGGCAUAAUAUCUUCUGUUGAUGGUACAAAUGUUUUAAUGGGAACGAAUGGUUUACCAAAUCAACCAAAUAGUUAUAGUAUCAUCGGUGGUUUGCCAUAUGGUGUUUGGGGACCACCGCCACCAUAUAGUGAUCCGAACAGUCCAGCUCGUAGACCACUCAAUAGUACAAUAAAUAAUAUUAAUAACCCAUCAGCAGCAGCUUUACUUAAUAGUAGUGGCCGUUAUCAAUAUAUUCAUCAAAAUCAAUGCCCAUCAAUGCUAGAACAUCAAAUAAAUCAUCAACAGACAACACAACAGCAACAACAGUCAAUUGUUAAUUUAGAAUGUCAUCAACAAAGUAAUAACAACGGUUCACCACUAGAUACCAAUUCAAUUGUGGAACAUUUUAAUGGAUCACCACAACAACAAAAUCGUAGUAUAAUUAAACGUCAAACUGGUUUGAAAUCAAAAGACAAUUAUGAGAAUACUCAAUCGGAUAGUGAUGGUUCUAGAGAAAGAUUUACAAAUUCUUUACCAGCUAGAAAAAUGAAAAAACGUAUAGAAUCAUCGACAAAAAAUAAUAUUAAUUCAAGUAGUAAUAAUAAAUCUCAAUCUAGAAAUACACAAAAUUGUUUUCAGCCAAUUAGUCCUUCAGAUAUCGAAGAACCAGAAUAUCAUGAACCCUUACAUCCUGAUGACGACGAAAUUAAUAGUUCACCCACAAAUACCUUAACAUCAUCUUCAGGUGGUGGUAGCGGUAAUGGCGGUGUUACUCAUGGAAAUUGUACAAUUGCUAAUAAUGUUAAUAUUAAUUCUACAAAUAAUCAAAUAAAUUCCAUUCAACAACAACAGCAACAAAAAAGUACCAAAAGAUUAAAAUCUGGCAUUGACAAUACAGCAUUUCAAAAUAAUGACAAUAUAGACAAAAACAUCGUUCAUCAUAUUGAACCGUCAACAGAAUCCGAAGUUUAUUUUGCUGACGUAAGUAGUUGCUAUAAUGUUUCGGUAAAAAAUGAUAGUAGUUAUUAUGACGAUGCAAACCAAAAAUUAUGCAAAGAUUCAAAUCUACAUGAUCCAGCAAAUGAAGAUGUUGAAGAAGAUUACUUAGCGCAGAGAUUUGGACAACGUGAAAAUUCAACACGUAGUAGGCUUCCAUUUCCACAAAAUUCAACAAUUAUUCAUUCAAAUAUUACAAAAACCACAGAUAAUAAUUUUGAAUGUAAAAACCAAUUAAAUCUACCAAUAUUAAAUUCAAGACAAAAUACACAAAUUUUACCAAAAGAUAUUUCUAGACAAAGUAUGUGUUCAAUUGAUUCAGAUGAAAAUAAAACUGAUUUUACUGAUUUAUCACCAGCAACACCAUGUACAAAUAAUAUUAACAAUAAUAAUUUUAUAUCACAACAAGAUCAUAUAAAUAAUUUUAAUAUCACAAAUAAUAAUUCCGAAUUAAACAAUACAAAUGAUGCAUUUAUAGCAUCUUAUCCGUUCUCAUCUAAUGAACAGUGUCAGGAAGCACAUCGACGUUCAACUAAAAAUUUACAUGAUAUGUUUUUAGCUCCUGAUGCGCAAUACGAAAUAGUUAAAGACUCAAAUCAUUUUGAUUCAAAUACCCAAUUAACUUUAGCUUUUGAAAAUGAUAUAAAUAGUAGUAAUAUAAAUAAACUUAAUAAUAAUCAAAACAAUAAUGUUAAUAAUAAUAAUAACAACAAUAAUAUAAAUAGCAUUAAUAGUAAUGUUAAUAAUAAUAAUAAUAACAAUAAUAACAAUAACAAUAAAAUAACUAGUCAUCAAAUGAAAUCUCCAAAAAAUUUAAAUUUAACUCCUAUAAAAAGAUCUAAUAUUGGUGCCAAUAUCACUAGUAUUAUACAAAAUUUAGGUACCAGUGAAUCUGGUCUAUUAUAUCCAGAAAAUCGUGUUAGUAAUAGUAGUUGUAGUUCAUCAAUUCAUGAUAAUUUUUCAGAUCAAGAAAAUCAUAAUGUUAAAAUGAUUAAAUUACAAGGACAUAAUAUAAUAGGAAAUAAACAACAACAGCAGCAACAACAGCAACAACACAACAGGCAACCCGUACCAUUGUCAAAUUCCGAUAAUGAAUGGUCAGAUAGUGAUCGUAGAUUGUGAGAAGAAAUUUUUGUUUAAUUUACCAUUUUAUUUUAAUAAAUUUUAGGUUAUAAUUUUUUAUUUUAGAAAAUUUAAUUUAUAAUUUUUUAUUCACAUUUCUCUUAUAUGUAUACAAAAUGGGACUUUAUAACGAAAAUUAUGAAGUUGUCAGUGUUAAAUUUUUAUGAAUGUAUUUUAUUUGCUAUCAAAUAUUUUCUUGCGUUUACCACAAUUUCGCCCUAUUUUUCGCGCCCAUAAAAUAUUUACUCAUAAUCCAUAACAAUCGUCUUACAGUUGCUAAGUUGCUUGCAUCUUUUUGCAAAUUUUUAGAACAGUUUAUAUCUCUUGCCAUAUUAUCAAAAAUUCGUUCCUCACAAUUUCUUUUUUCAAUUAAACGUUAUAAAAAUUCACUUCUUUUCAAAAUUAAUACCAUAUAGACACUAUCAUUUCCUACACAAAUUUUGAAAUUCACGACACUCAUUUUUUAGGCGCAUCAUCUUUUCAAUUUAACUUAAUCCAAUUAAAAUAGUAUUGAAAAAAAUUUGCAACUAUAAAUAUAUUUACAAAAAACCUCAAUUGUUUUUUUAUAAAAAUUCAAAAAGUUUUUUAAUAGGUAUAAAGCUAUUAAAUAAAAGUUUUAAAAGAGAAAUUUAGGAACAAAUAAUAAAUACAAUAUGCAUUUCAAUAAUUAAUUCAUUUAAAUUUAAUAAAAAAUUAAUAAAUAAAAAUUGUUAUAAUUGUACAAAAAUAGUAGAAUAAAAUAUAGAAAAAAUAAUUGUUUUAGUCCAGUAAUACCGGAAAUAGAAGAAGCCCACAAAUUUGAGAAAGUGGCUGAAAAUUAUUAGGAUAAUAGAUAUUGAAAAUUUUUACAAUUGUCAUCUUACAAACAAUAUUGCACGUGCUAGUUGCAACUGCGGCCUAAAUUAAAAAUAAAUUUUUUAAACCAACUAUGUACUAAUUUGUUUUUUUAAAAAACUUUAGAACCUAAAUCAAAUUAAAAUAGCAUUAUUUAUUACAAUCAUUGGCAUUCCUUUGAAGAAUAUUCUGAAAUUUAAAACAAUACCAUCAGAAUUAUAUUUUUAAUAAGCAAAAUAAUUAAAUUCGAAUUAAAUUUAAUCUAACUGGUACAAAAAUGAUGAAUCAUUAAUUAAAUUCUUUUAAAAUUUAAUAAGUAUUUAAUAUUACAAAAUCACUAAUGAUAUUUUUGCAUCAUUAUAGCGAAAACGGUCAAUAAAGUUAUUCAAUAUUACUGCCAACAUAUUUAUUUUUUAUUUAGCGAUAUUAACCUCGUUGUACUUAGAACUUUAUUACAAACUAAUGGAAACAAAACUAAAAAUUAAAUGUGUUAAAUUUCCGGAAUCACUAUUAUUUAAAUGACGUUAGUUUUUAUAUCAUUUACAAUGUAAUGAUUUUUAAUUUUAUUAUUUUGUAAGAUGGCAAUGUCAAUUUUCGAUAUUCUUAUGCGAAUUACUAUUAAAAGAAAUAAUAUAAAGUAGAUAAAUAUAAGAUAACAAAUUGAAUUUACUGAAUUCGCUAUUCAUAUCAUAAUAAGAUCAAUACAGAAAUAGACAAUA